Messenger RNA from Epinephelus fuscoguttatus (brown-marbled grouper), 1595 nucleotides. It is a transcript of the gene hmx2, whose product is annotated as H6 family homeobox 2. NCBI's taxonomy places the organism in Eukaryota, Metazoa, Chordata, Actinopteri, Perciformes, Serranidae. Gene Ontology annotation, cellular component: nucleus. Gene Ontology annotation, biological process: regulation of transcription by RNA polymerase II. Gene Ontology annotation, molecular function: DNA-binding transcription factor activity, RNA polymerase II-specific; RNA polymerase II transcription regulatory region sequence-specific DNA binding. The transcript has 2 exons. The record is from RefSeq and is a predicted model, not a curated record. Bases 409 to 1227 code for a protein of 272 amino acids.
GUCUUCCUCGACUCCCCUCGCUCUCCUCAUCCCGUCUCCAAACCUUGACAGGAGUUUGAAAUUUCCGGGCUUAUGUUGGAGGCUGCGAUUGGCCCAGGAGGAGCUUACCUACAUGCAAAUGAAGCAACGCAACCUUGCUGCCUCUGAUCCAGAGCGUGAGGAGGAGGACCAGGAAUACACUCAUGUUCCCCGAGCUCUAGAAAAAACACCUUCAACUCCUUCAAUGUUAAAACUCCACAAUUAAACCGACUACAGGGGGGGAAGGAAAGACAGAAAGAAAGAAAAAAAGAAAGAAGAAGACAAAAGCCGCUUUCGUAAUUUUUACGCACCAAUCGUGUAGAAACCAAUAACGGAAUACAAGGGGACAGUCAGAUUCAGGCAAUACUUCAAUACUGUUAUGAAGCGAGAAUGAGUAGCGCAGAAGACAGCGGGAGCAAGUGCUCGUCGGGCCCGAUUUCCAGCUUUACCAUCCAGUCGAUUCUAGGCACGCAGUCUGAUGCGCCGCGCUCCGGGAACAAGGAGCUCUCCAAGGGGCCGCCGCCGCCGCCGCGGAGGCGCUCGCUGUCGGUGUCCUCCGAGGAGGAGUGCAGCGGUGGGGAGGACUCUGCAGACUGCUUCUGCUCCGACACGGGUCACAGCGAGCCAUGCACCCAGCACCAAGCCCAUAACUUCUGUUUAGGUCCCCCUAAAGGACUGCUGUCUGGGAGUGACGGGCUGCCGCGGCGGCCGCACCUGCCACAGCCUCUGCUGCAGGAUUACAAGGAGGAGCAGGAGAGACCGUGCCAUCAAAUGUCACCCCUGUCGGAGGAGAGACAGACGGACGGUGCGGACAAGCAGGGCAACUCAGCCAAGAAGAAGACGCGCACGGUUUUCUCCCGGAGUCAGGUGUACCAGCUGGAGUCCACCUUCGACAUGAAGCGGUACCUGAGCAGCUCGGAGCGGGCCUGCUUAGCCUCCAGCCUGCAGCUGACGGAGACUCAGGUCAAGACGUGGUUUCAGAACAGGAGGAACAAAUGGAAACGGCAGCUAUCAGCUGAACUGGAGGCGGCCAACAUGGCCCACGCCUCCGCACAGACACUAGUGGGGAUGCCGCUGGUUUUCAGAGAUAACUCCUUACUGCGUGUUCCGGUUCCCCGCUCUAUCGCCUUUCCGACGCCCCUGUAUUACCCGGGGAGCAACCUGCCAGGGUUACCUUUAUACAACCUGUACAACAAGAUUGAGUACUGACUCUGCUGUAUGUUCACCACUGCAGUCCACGUAAAAAAACAAAACAAAACACGCAUUACAAAACAUUCUUAUAAGUGUCUCCACAUAACCCUGUAUAUUAAUUGUAUCACUUUAUUUGUUGAGGAAAUUCUUAUUAUGCAGAAACUGUACGUCUCACAAGAAAGCAAUCCAGCUUCCCUUAAAAUGUAUAAAAUACACCAUGUGUAUAAUUAAUUACAAUAAUUUUUGUACUUUUAUUUUCCUCCUUUCACUGAUAAAACAAUGGGAGUUUAACAGUCAUAUCAGUUUCAAGAAGAAAAAAGGAUCCCACCAUUUAAAAAAGAAGCUUUUACACUGUUUUUAUUCAUAAUUGGUUCGUCACAUAUUUU